Anastrepha obliqua is the source of this 1488-nucleotide messenger RNA. Its product is annotated as elongation of very long chain fatty acids protein F-like. Gene Ontology annotation, molecular function: fatty acid elongase activity. Gene Ontology annotation, cellular component: endoplasmic reticulum membrane. Gene Ontology annotation, biological process: fatty acid elongation, monounsaturated fatty acid; fatty acid elongation, polyunsaturated fatty acid; sphingolipid biosynthetic process. The transcript has 5 exons. Lineage: Eukaryota; Metazoa; Arthropoda; Insecta; Diptera; Tephritidae. Bases 315 to 1379 code for a protein of 354 amino acids. The record is from RefSeq and is a predicted model, not a curated record.
ACUUUCUUCAACACUCAAGGUUCAUUUGCACUGCAGACGCGACACCGAACACCUUGUGUAGCGCAUUACAUUACAACAGCUCUUUGGUUCACGACCAGCUGAUCGGUCAGUACCCGAUAUUUGUAGCGUAAAUUUCCUUUUCACACACAUGAAAGUAAUCCUAUGGUCAGCGAAAGUGGAGAUUGGAGUUUUAAAUAAAAUAUAACCAACUAACCUGGCAAGCAGUGUAGGGUGGCAAAAAGAGGAGAUAAGCAAGGAUUUUAUUUACUUAGUGAAAAGAAAAAAAAUUAAAUUAAAUUGAAUAAAAAUAAAUUAUGGCUUUUAUAACAAAAUAUUUAUAUCGUGCAUUGCGUGAUGUUCUCGAGGAGUACAAGGAUCCACGCGUCCAACAUUUGCCUCUUGUGGGCUCGCCGCUACCUGUGCUCGGUAUUAUUGCUGCUUAUCUGGUCUUGGUCUUGCACUACGGUCCCAAAUGGAUGGAAAAACGAGAGCCAUUUAAUUUGAAAUAUGUAAUGCGCGUCUAUAAUGCGAUACAAGUGAUUGCAAAUUUCUGUAUAUUUGUAUGUGGCCUGCCAAACUCGUAUUUCCGCAAAGAGUUCAGCUUAACAUGUCAACCGGUUGACCACACCAACACAGAGCCCUGGAUGUGGAAUUUAAUUUAUCUCUCCUAUGCUUAUUACAUUACCAAGUAUCUGGAUUUACUUGACACGAUUUUCUUUGUGCUGCGCAAGAAAAACAAUCAAAUCACAUUUCUGCAUGUUUACCAUCACGCCGGCAUGGUUUUCGGUGUUUACGCGUUCAUGACUGCCUUGGCAGGUAGCCACUCCACAAUGUUGGGCGUUAUCAAUCUUUUCAUUCACACUGUUAUGUACGCCUAUUACUUUGUGACAUCGGUGCGGCCGAUUAAGCGCGCCCUUUGGUGGAAGCGUCACAUUACGCAGCUACAGCUGCUGCAGUUCGGCUACUUGAUGAUUCAUUUUCUGAUGGCAAUUGUACGGAACCAUUGCCAACAUCCAAUGCUGGUCUCCUUUAUUGGGGUCAUACAGAAUCUUUUUAUGUUUGCAUUGUUCUUCGAUUUCUACUACAGGGAGUACGUCAGAAAACCCAAAUUGAUAGCCCUUGAGCAGCAACAGCAACAGCAGCAGCAGCGCAAGCAACAGUCGAAUGGGAAGGAAGAUUUAGCAACAACAACACAGACUGUCCUCAGGAGCAGUGUGCAAACCCAGAUAUCAUCUGAAGAGUUUGGGCAAUUCGAGAAUCUGCAACAGGCAUGUGCCGCGCAGGCGGCCGAACAACUAAAUUCUUGCUGCAACUCGACUAACAGAAACAAGCUUCAUUUGCUGCCAACGUCUAGUCUACUCAAAACGAAAUGCAGUUAAAUUUUGUGUUAUUUUUUUUUCAUCUCAUAUAUUUUUAUUUUAUUGUGAAAAUAUGCAUUUGCAGCAAAUAAGUAUUAAAAAAGCGAAUUUAAAAUGAAAGUAUUUUUGG